AUGUUAAAACUUUAUACAUAUUUUCUUUCUUUCUUUCUUUCUUUCUUUCUAUGUAAAACUUUAUACAUAUUGUUUUUCUUUAUUUUAAAACCUUAUACAUAUUUUCUUUCUUUCUUUCUUUAUUUCAUGUUAAAACUUUAUACAUAUUUUCUUUCUUUCUUUCUUUCUUUCUAUGUAAAACUUUACACAUAUUUUCUUUCUUUCUUUUUUUUAUAUAUAAUUUCUUUCUUUGUAAAUUAUACAUAUCGUCUUUCUUUCUUUCUUUUUAAAACGUUAUCUAUGUUUUGUUUCUGUCUUUCAUUAUUUCUUUCUUCGUAUUUAAAACAUUAUAUAUAUUUUCUUACUUUCCUUCUUUCUUUCUAUGUAAAACAUUGUACGUAUUUUCUUUCUUUCUUUGUAAAACUUUAUAUAUAUUUUCUAUCUUCCAUUCUUUCUUUAUUUCUUUCAUUCUUUCUUUCUUUUAUUCUUUCUUUCUUUUAUUCUUUCUUUCUUUUAUUCUUUCUUUCUUUCUUAUUCCCGCGUUAUGCUGCCUAUUUUUUUUCUCUCCCAACAAUAUCUUGUCUCCUCCAGUAUCGUCCUCAACGCUUCUCAACACGACGUGACAGUUAA
This is a messenger RNA of Acanthosepion pharaonis, 609 nucleotides long. NCBI's taxonomy places the organism in Eukaryota, Metazoa, Mollusca, Cephalopoda, Sepiida, Sepiidae. The record is from the annotation of a GenBank genome assembly.